CUCAGGGUCACCCUUUACAUAGAUACAGGACUACUGACAAAGAGAAUUUGACUCUGGUUCGUUUUAAACAUUAGUAACCCAAGAGUUUACUCAUUUUGUGGCUUCAGCACUUUUUGAGAGAGCGCCAAGAGAGCUUUUUGAAGGAGGGAAAUUCCCCUGAGAAACCAAAGAGACCGCCAUUGACUUUCAAUACCCUCUUCUUGACCACACCGGCAUCCAGCAGAGAUGUACAGUGGCAACAGCUACUCACAGGCCAAGUUUGGUCUGGAGGCCAAGGACAUCCACAAGGCAAAGGGAAAGAGCUGCGGCUAUUACAUGAGGGUGGUCUUCUUCUUCUCCUCUCUGAUCCAGUCCCUCAUCAUCGUGAGCCUGGUGCUGUUCCUGGUCUACGGCCAGCCAGAGAAGUCUGCUGAAGAGAGGAGGGUAGAGGAGCUGGAGCAGAGUUUGAACAGGAUCAGCGAGAACAACAUUAACCUGAGGAAGGAUAAAGCUGACCUGGGAGCUGCGCUGGGGGCCAGGAAGGCUGAGAAGACAGCCCUGGAGGGAGAGGUGGCCAUGAUAAAGAAAGCAGCGAAUGUCUCCGGGGAGCAGAUCAGAGCCCUCAUACUGAAAGCGAGCCAGUGUGAAACAGACAAGAAGAAAAUAGAGAUGAGCCGUGCUACCCAGGUCCGGGGAUCCACCACCCCUUUCAUCUUCGCCACUCCUAACACUGAGGUAAAAACCCUCCAGUCUCUGAACUCCCAGCAGGCAGCAAUGAUCAAACUGAUCGAAGCCAACUUCACCCAGACCAACCAGUACAUCCGCAUCGAGAGGGACAAUGCCAUCAAGGACCGUGACGCCCACAACCUUGAGACCAUCUCUUUGCGGAGGGAGAACAACAACCUGAAGGAACGCCUGAAACUCUACACCCAGAAGUGUAAAGAGGACUUUGCUAAGUCUCUGGAGGGGAUCCAAAUGGUGACCAGUAACUUCCUGGUGCGCAUCGACAACCUGUUCCCCCACUCCAUGACCUUUCACCUGACCUGUGAGAAGCAGACAGAGCAGAUGGAGAACAUCAGGGCCAGAUGCUCCAACCUGUCUAAGGAGGUUGAGGACAAAUUCCAGAGAUACCUGGACAACGUGGGGAACAAGGUGGCAAACAUCCAGGCCCUGUCCAGUCGCCUGGAGGUCCAGAACAGCCAUCUGACCCUUGACCUCCAGCAGUGUGUCCAGAACCGCAGCGUGACGGCGGCGGAGGGCAGCAGGCUGCUGUUAGAGAUCCGGGAGAACCACGACAGGCAGGUAGAGACCCUGCUGAAGGAACAGAACUGGCUGAGGGAGGAGAAGAGCCUGCAGGGACAGAGACUGAUUCUGAGGGAGGUUGAGGUCAAAACACUCAAGGGGAAUGUCGAGUCACUCACCACCGCUCUAACCAACUGUAACCCUAAGCUCACCGGCCAAAAGCCUCUCGGGCUGAUGUCAGCCUUGAAAGGGGGGCCAUCCAUUGCUGCACCAGUGAUCAGUAAACCCCACAUGGCGAGGUGAGGAGAGACGGCAGUGCGGAAGAUGCCCCACUCACACAGCUCUACCUAGGCCAUGACCGAGUGAGAAAAUGAAGGCACUCACUGUUAUGGUCCCUGGAGAAUUGGGUGUGAUGCGUGUGCUCUUAGACCUUAGACCUUACAAUGUCCAUGUGUAAAUAACACAGACACUAUAGGUUGUAUCUACUGUCCUACAUCAUGUACACUGAACAAAAAUAUAAUUGCAACACGUGAAGGUGUUGUUGCCAUUUUUUCAUGAGCUGCAAUAAAAGAUCUCAGAAAUGUUCCAUACGUACAAAAAAACGUAUUUCUCUCAAAUUGUGCACAAAUUUGUUUACAUUCCUGUUAGUGAGCAUUUCUCAUUUACCAAGAUAAUCCAUCCACCUGACAGGUGUGGAAUAUCAAGAAGCUGAUUAAACAACAUGAGUAUUACAGAGGUGCACCUUGUGCUGUGGACAAUAAAAGGCCACUCUAAAAUGUGCAGUUUUGUCACACAGCACAAUCCCAAAUUUUGAAGGAGCGUGCAAUUUGCAUGCUGACUGCAGGAAUGUCGACUGGAGCUGUUGCCAGAGAAUUUAAUGGUAAUUUGUCUACCAUAAGCCACCUCCAACGUCAUUUGAUAGAAUUUGGCAGUACAUCCAACCGGCCUCACAACCGCAGACCACGUUCAUUCUGAUUGGCUAGGCCUGGCUCCCCAGUGAGUGGACCUGUCUCCCAAAUGGGUGGGCCUAUGCCCUCCCAGGCCCACCUAUGGCUGUGCCCUUGCCCAGUUGUGAAAUCCAUAGAUUAGGACCUAAUGAUUAUUCCUUCUAUGAAGUGUAACUCAGUAAAAUCGUAGAAAUUGUUGCAUGUUGAGGUUAUAUUUUUGUUCAGUCUAAAAACUGUCUACAAAUGUACACUGAGUGGACAAAACAUUAUGAACACCUGCUCUUUCCAUGACAUAGAAAGCUAUGAUUCUUUAUUGAUGUCACUUGUUAAAUCCACUUCAAUCACUGUAGAUGAAGGGGAGGAGACAUGUUACCUUCAACUCAAUAUCAGGACGGUCUCCUUAAUGUUUUGUACACUCAGUGUAUACAGUACAUAUCGCUUUUAAAUGUAAUUCAUUUAAUAAUUAAUUUAAUAGGGUUGUUUUUAUCCUUGUAAUUCCACUUGUAUUUGAUUGCUGAGUUUAGGCUGGGAAUUCACUGUCUACUGGAAUUCACUGUCUACUGGAAUUCACUGUGUGCUGGGAAAAGCGUGUGUCCUCCUUUAACUUUAUACUCAGGUUAAAGAAAAAUGUGUACAAAUAAAGUUCUUGUGAUUA
Oncorhynchus masou masou (cherry salmon) is the source of this 2823-nucleotide messenger RNA. RefSeq names its product plasmalemma vesicle associated protein b (gene plvapb). The transcript has 6 exons. NCBI's taxonomy places the organism in Eukaryota, Metazoa, Chordata, Actinopteri, Salmoniformes, Salmonidae. The record is from RefSeq and is a predicted model, not a curated record. Bases 226 to 1524 code for a protein of 432 amino acids. Gene Ontology annotation, biological process: positive regulation of cellular extravasation; regulation of vascular permeability.